UCUACUCUUCAUUAAAUCCCAUAAGCUCCUUUUCUUCUUCAACUCCCUUUUGACAGACCCUUCUUCUUGGGUUUUAUUUUUCUUUCAUGUCUGUUCCUGAAAUGGAUCUCUUCAGGUUCCUGAAACUAAUAAGUGUUUAUAUAGUAGCUGCACUGGUUGUAAGUACGCUCAACUCAGUUGAGUCAAGAAUAUAUAUUCAUUUUGAUCAGACUCCAUUGCCAUUCUCAAGGUUUUCUACAGCCAUUUUUGGCUACUCUGUUAAAAGGCUUGAUGGUUCCAAUGCUUGCGCAAAACAUUCUUGUUUAAUUUACUGUGAGCUUGAUGGCAAAGCUCUGGAAUCAUGCCCUGUUGGUGUCAUAGCAUUAAGAAACCUAACUGAAAACCGUAAACACCAAUUUCUUGUUAAUGUUACAACCCGAAACGGAGAGACAAAUUCAUCAGCUUUUUCCUGGUUCAUCGAUACAACUCCACCAACAGCAACAAUCUCAAGUGAUCAAAACUACACUAAUGCUGAGAAAAUAACCAUUGAAAUUACCUUCACUGAAGCUUGCACUAGAGAAGGUGCAUUUUUCAAGUGUCUCAAUUCAUCAAAUUGUGAUGUUAUUGCCAGAGGUCCUGGUCACAUCCAUGCUUCUUCACUACGGGUGAUCGAACCUAAGAUCAAAUAUAGGCUUGAUGUGAUUCUUUCCUUGAAAACUUUACACGGUCGUGUGAUGAUUAAUACAAAAGAUAGAUUCUGUAUAGACCUGGCCGGAAACAGAUUUACAAGGACUAAUAGUUCCAUUUUAGUCAUACACUUAGAUAGAAGACCUGUCCUGGCUGAUCUAUGGACAUCCGUUCCAUCCUAUGAAUUGGGUAUAAAUGGAGUUCCACGAACUGUCUUUGCAAUUAACAAAAUCAAUGAGAUAAAGAUAUUCCUGGACUUCAGCAUUCCUGUUGUGAAUUCAACAGAACAGAUCAUAAAUUUAGCACAUGUGAAUUCAGGCGAGAUAGUCUCUAUUCGUGACAGGAAUCAUGGGAAUCGGAGAUUUGUUUUUGCUGUAAGAGACUUAUUUCCAACUCUCCAAUCAUUUUGACAGUUUCUUCAGGA
This is a messenger RNA of Carica papaya (papaya), 1090 nucleotides long. The record is from RefSeq and is a predicted model, not a curated record. Lineage: Eukaryota; Viridiplantae; Streptophyta; Magnoliopsida; Brassicales; Caricaceae.